This is a messenger RNA of Dendrobium catenatum, 760 nucleotides long. RefSeq names its product 40S ribosomal protein S15. Gene Ontology annotation, cellular component: ribosome; cytosolic small ribosomal subunit. Gene Ontology annotation, molecular function: structural constituent of ribosome. Lineage: Eukaryota; Viridiplantae; Streptophyta; Magnoliopsida; Asparagales; Orchidaceae. The record is from RefSeq and is a predicted model, not a curated record. Gene Ontology annotation, biological process: translation; ribosomal small subunit assembly.
AAAUAAGGAUAUAUCGGGCAUUCGGAUGAAAACGCAAAUCAGCUAUAAAAGGGAAGCAACUUUUUUCGACCCUCGCUACUGAAGCCCUAACCCUAGCUUAUCAGCGGCAGCAUUCUCGCGACAAUCUAACGAAGCUCGGUAGCCAUGGCGGACAUCUCGGAUGCUGUUGAUGUAGGCGGAGCGCAGCCCAAGAAGAGAACUUUUAGGAAGUUCUCAUACAGAGGGGUUGAUCUUGACCAGCUCCUGGAUAUGGGCACCGAUGAGCUUGUUAAGCUCUUCCCCGCCCGCGCUCGUAGAAGGUUUCAGCGAGGUCUGAAGAGGAAGCCCAUGGCUCAUCAAGAAGCUUCGCAAGGCGGUAUAGUGCUUUGUUCAUUUGUUUUUAUUAAUUUAUUUUUCUGUUGGAUUUCGUCUACAAUCUCGGUUCCAUUUGUGUCUCUGAAUUUAGUAUCCACUCGAUAGUUAUUAAGCCUCCAUUUUUUACGUGUCUUUCUCUUAUUGUUUCCCAGCGUUCUAGGGUUAGACCUUGCACCAGUGCUGUUUUUGAUAUGUUGCAUUCCAAUCAGUAAUGUGUUUAGGAGGUGAUUUGGUGAACCAACAGUGUCCCUGUUACCUAAUUAAAAUGGUGCACAUGGUUUUUUAUACUCCCAAGUACUCUAAUGGGUUUGCUAUACAAGUUUAGUUUUUAGUGUUUUUUAGUUUCAUGUAUUUGCAGCGCUGUAACUAAGAACUGGAAGAAAUAAAUGGCACCGCAUUAGAUGCA